Mytilus trossulus (common blue mussel) is the source of this 624-nucleotide messenger RNA. Its product is annotated as follistatin-like. NCBI's taxonomy places the organism in Eukaryota, Metazoa, Mollusca, Bivalvia, Mytilida, Mytilidae. The transcript is spliced from 4 exons. Gene Ontology annotation, molecular function: protein binding. Gene Ontology annotation, biological process: cell differentiation; multicellular organism development. Bases 14 to 589 code for a protein of 191 amino acids. The record is from RefSeq and is a predicted model, not a curated record.
UCCCUCUAUUGUUAUGAUCUGCCAGUUGCCUAGUUCUAGGUCACAAAAUCAAAUUCCUAAGGUUAUUUCUUCUCUUUAUGAUAACUUAUCAUUUGAAACAGAAGGAUAUUUUGAGCACGGAAUUUAUGUUGAAAUGAAUUAUGAUUCCAUUUUAGUUUUGUUGAUCUUCCAAGUUUUUGUAUCACCUUGUAAUACCAGAGCCUUGACGAGAUAUUAUUGUGAGCUUGCAGACAGAAUCAACUGCAGAGCACGUGACGAGGCUAGAACAUGUGGAUCGGACGGCAAAACGUACUACAACAUGUGUGCUUUAAAUAUAGCAACUUGUGACCACCCAAGACUACAUGCUGUCCACUCUGGACCAUGUCCAACAAGUUCGACCAUCACUGACCUACAAACAGUUCCCACACAAGAUGGAUUACAAGUGGCGUAUGAUAUCUUCUGUCUGGAUUUGUUUCACCACAACUGUUUAUUGGAAAGGUCGUUCCAGUUAUGUGGCUCUAAUAAGGCAACAUACAUAAACUUGUGUGAAUUUGACAAAGCCAGAUGCACCCACAGAAACUUACACGUAGUUAAAUACGGACCAUGCUAAAUAAAAUUUUGACACAAUAAACAUCUUUUUGAGUA